GACAGUGGUGGAUGCUGGCCAUUCUGCAAGGAUGGCACCUACAGGGAUUGCAGUUGGCCUUCACAAGGGUCACGGCGUGACGAAGAAGGAGAAGGUGGCCAGGCCAGCACAGCGCAAGGGAAGGCUCAGCAAGCGUGUCAAGUUCGUCAGGGAGAUUGUGCGGGAGGUAGCAGGCCUUGCACCCUAUGAGAAGAGGGUGACCGAGCUGCUCAAGGUGGGCAAGGACAAGCGCGCCUUGAAGCUCUGCAAAAAGAAGUUGGGCACACACUUGCGCGCCAAGAAGAAGCGUGAGGAGAUGUCUGCUCUGAUGAGGAAAGCGUCAACGAAGAAGUGAUGUGGCUAUGCAAGUGCACAGCCAUAUGGCGCUCCUUGUCAGAACUGCUUUAGUUCCAGCGCACUCGCGCGCACCCGAAUACAGCUGCCCAGAUUCUUGGGCACUUCUGCCUGAUAAAGCCUCACGAUGCCUCUAAGACCUUGAUGGGCCUGUAAGGAGCGCCUGAUUGUGGUCAGCACAGUCUGCCAGUCGUGUGGAUUUUGAGAUCGGGGUGUGGGACAGACUUCAUUCUCACUGGAAACAUGGCAGGCCACUGGCUGUUGCGGCCAUAUAUACUGUAAUAGUAGCACUUUUCUGUAAAGCUCGGGACGUUU
Molecule: messenger RNA, 648 nt
Organism: Coccomyxa subellipsoidea C-169
Lineage: Eukaryota; Viridiplantae; Chlorophyta; Trebouxiophyceae; Coccomyxaceae
Product: ribosomal protein L36 component of cytosolic 80S ribosome and 60S large subunit
Exons: 3
Coding region: 32-334 (100 amino acids)
Biological process (GO): cytoplasmic translation
Cellular component (GO): cytosolic large ribosomal subunit; ribosome
Molecular function (GO): structural constituent of ribosome
Source: RefSeq, a predicted model, not a curated record